AUGGUGCACUAUUUCGAGUUCUCUGCCUCUAUCAAGACCUUUCGGUCUGAUUCUGGCGGAGAAUACACCUCUCAUGCUUUUCGUACCUAUUUGUCUUCUGAGGGCACCUUGCCUCAACUAUCCUGUCCUGGGGCUCAUCCUCAGAAUGGGGUCGCUGAGCGCAAGCACCGCCACAUUUUAGAGACAGCCCGAGCUCUCCUGCUUGGCGCCUCUCUUCCUCCUCACUUCUGGGCUGAUGCUGUUCACACUGCUGUCUAUCUUAUUAAUAUGCAACCCUCAUCCCAUCUUCAGGGUCGUAGUCCCGUCUUGAACACAAAGGAUAUCAUCAGUAUGACCCGAUCACUCGUCGCUUUCAGCAUCUCUCGAGAUGUUAUGUUUGAUGAGACCACUCCUUUUUAUGCUUCCCCCCCUUCUACUACAUCUACUUCUCCCACUGUUCCUCUUUCUUUCCUUUUCCUCUCUCAUCCAUCGAGGAUACUCCCCAGCUUCCACUACUUCUCCCAUGUCCUCCUCUCCAAAGAUUCUCUCUCCCUCAUCUCCUAUUCCAUCUCCCUCCUUAUCUGUAGAUUCCUCCUCACUUAUCAUCGUCGGGAACCUACAGCAUCUUCACCUCGGCCGGUCCUCUCUGACACUCCUUCUACUGCUGAUCCUGAUCCUGAGGUACCCUCUCACACUUACAUUCUACGUGAUCGAUCCACUUUACAUCCUCCUGACCGUUAUGCUACUGCUAGCACUAGUGUCUCGCAUGUCCUUGAGCCAGGUACCUACAGAGAGGCGGUGCAGUCACCUGAGUGGCGUACUGCCAUGGCUGAGGAGCUUGAUGCCUUGUCCCAGACUCAUUCUUGGGAUUUAGUUCCCCUCCCUUCUCAUGCUACUCCGAUCACAUACUGCUGGAUUUACAGGGUGAAGACUCGUUCUGAUGGGUCUCUCGAGCGCUAUAAAGCGUGUCUGGUUGCUCGUGGUUUCCAGCAGGAGCAUGGUCGUGACUAUGAGGAGACCUUUGCCCCUGUGGCCCACAUGCAUCUCGUGACGUACGUUGAUUCUCGCUUGCUACUGCUCGAGUGGACUUACAUCGACUUGAUGUGA
Molecule: messenger RNA, 1086 nt
Organism: Dioscorea cayenensis subsp. rotundata (Guinea yam)
Lineage: Eukaryota; Viridiplantae; Streptophyta; Magnoliopsida; Dioscoreales; Dioscoreaceae
Exons: 2
Coding region: 1-1086 (361 amino acids)
Biological process (GO): DNA integration
Molecular function (GO): nucleic acid binding
Source: RefSeq, a predicted model, not a curated record